Molecule: messenger RNA, 1751 nt
Organism: Cydia splendana
Lineage: Eukaryota; Metazoa; Arthropoda; Insecta; Lepidoptera; Tortricidae
Exons: 8
Coding region: 1-1362 (453 amino acids)
Source: RefSeq, a predicted model, not a curated record
AUGUCAAUAUGUAACUAUCUAGAUCUAGAAGAAGGGUCAACUAGACAGCUCACACUAAGCCGAAGGGAUAAGUGCGAGGCGAAGCUGCGGUUAGCUCGACGGAGUGUGCUUGGGGCCUUUACUGCGGCCCUUGUUGGAGAUAAACGCACAAACCAGCAUAUGAGCCGGCACGGCAGCUCUGAUGAAAUCCUGGCCAGCGUGAAGAAAGGCAACUAUUGGAGGAAUAAUACCAAGCCUGACGUCAUCCCCUCCACUUCCGUCCAGGAUCUGUCUUCCAUAGACACCCUUCCAAAAUCACGGCGAAGAUCCCGUCGAAACCGACCAGCAACCGCCUACGGCUUCCCAGAAAUCUCCAUCACCAACCAAUCAGACACCAAAACUAUGCGGCGCAAAUACCACACCCUGAAGAACCUGGUGUAUUCAGAGCCGGUGGAGAAUAUUAAGGAGUUGAGGAGAAGACCGAGAUCUGCUGGGUCUACUGUGAGGAAUAAGGAGGGGCUUAGUAGACCUAGUUUGAUGGAGACACUGGAUUUUAUUAAUGGCGUGAAGGAUGCGCUUUGUGUUGAAGAAUCCGGCACUUCGGACGCCGAGGACACAGGAUGGUCUCUAAGCGACGAGUGGCUGGUGGGUCAGACGGCGCCGCUAGCUAUGACGGCGACGCGCUGCGGCUGCCGCGCGUUGCACGCCGCGCUCGCUGACUUGCUGCCGGCGCUGUUACUGCGACGACAUUUUACCGUACUGCAGGAGCUCUGUUCGUGGCUGGGGGACUCCAGUGAGGGGGCUCUGUUCGCGCUCCAUCGACUGGCGAGAGCGGCUCGCUCUAGAAGCAGCGAGAGGAUCGCCAAUUCCUGGAAGCUUCCAGAACUCGAAGGGACGACAGAGGCUCCACAGACAUACCGAGCCAGGCCUCCAGAUUACGUGUCCGGGGAUGAGGCUCCGCAGCCACCACCGCUGCCGAGGAGAUCUAGUAGAGAUAAACAGUUCACAAAGCGGUACACAGACUACCUCUCGCCAAAGCUAGAAGCCCUAGAAACCCACCUCACCCAACUAGAGUUGGCCACUCGCCAGACCACCUAUACGGGCGUGCUGAAUCCCGUAUACGACGAGAAAAUACGGGACAAGUUUAACGUGAAGAGGUCCAAGUCGCUGGGCCGGAGUUUCAGCAAGACCAAGACGGGCUUGGAGAUUAACAGGUACAACAUUACACUGAGCCGCCGCUCCGGCGAGCGGACCAACGACGUCCUGUCAGCGAUCGCGGGCACGACCGACUCCGGCUUAGGGUACAAGGGGAAUUUCUUCCAGCGAUACAACGCCAGUGUCGUCGGCGACUCGUAUAAGGCGAGCAGGGUUACGAUAGAUUAAGUUUCCAUUUUCAUUAUCAUAUAAAGUGGGCCUCUUGUGGCCCACUGCUGGGCAUAAGCCACCCUUUAUGUACGCCAUCUUAUCCAGAAGUACCCAGGUGUAACAACGUUGUCUUGUCACAGGUUGGUUGGUUACGGUCUCCUAGGUCACUCUUUAAAUCUUAGUUUUUGUCGUAUUUAACAUUCAUUUUUAUGGCCGUUAAAAGGCCUUUCCAUAAAUGACCAUCAACUAAACAUGUUAGGUAGGAGUAGGACAUGGUCCUAUUGUCCUCUAGCUGACAAAUAACAACUAGAAACUGACUAAACAGUUGAUCCAGGGGUCCCGCAAGUUUGUUACCUAUCCAACGAGCUAACACUUCGUUAACAUUUUCGUCCACCUGCCAUCACUCU